Messenger RNA from Monomorium pharaonis (pharaoh ant), 2584 nucleotides. RefSeq names its product polypeptide N-acetylgalactosaminyltransferase 35A (gene Pgant35A). Gene Ontology annotation, cellular component: Golgi apparatus. Lineage: Eukaryota; Metazoa; Arthropoda; Insecta; Hymenoptera; Formicidae. The transcript has 7 exons. Gene Ontology annotation, molecular function: Notch binding. Gene Ontology annotation, biological process: regulation of Notch signaling pathway. The record is from RefSeq and is a predicted model, not a curated record. The coding region runs from base 196 to 2109 and encodes 637 amino acids.
AUAAGUCGUUCUCUGAUUCUCUCUGCAGGUUUCUAUUGGUUUCUAUCAGAUAUUGCAAAGAUGGUGAUGCAUUUGUACCCGGCUGUCAGUGUCAAUUAAAGAUCACUACCUGCUCUCUACUAGAGAUGCGUUUUAUGACGAAAACUAUUUGAACAUUUCAAGAUUUCGUGUAGGCGUAUUAAACUAUAACGUGCAAUGAUGUCAACGAGAUACGUGUCGUUCCUGUCAGGUAUAGUAAUAGCCUCUUUAACAUGGGCAUUCAGUCUGUAUCUUUAUUCAAGACUGUCACAAAAUGUCAUCACCACCACUCCUACAAUGUUAGUGCCUGGUAUUUCCAAUCGGGGAGACCACAUCGACAAAGAGAUUAUGCUGCAUGACAACGUUAUCAUUGCACGCAAUGAAAAGCAUAUGAUAAUCGGUAAAGAAGCUUACAAUUUAAAGGGUAAUAAAAACGUCAGAAACAACGAUCUGCUCUCACAGCAACUGCAGCCUAUUCCAGUGAAGCCUGCAGUCAUGUUAGAUCAAGGUCUGGACGAAUUAGGUAUGGUAAAAAAUUUGGAGGAUCAACAAAAGAGAGAUGAGGGUUACAAAAACUAUGCUUUCAACAUUUUAAUAUCAGACAAUAUUGGCAUGCAAAGAGAUAUACCAGACACAAGACACAAACUGUGCAAAGCGCAAAAAUAUUCUGCCACGUUGCCAAAUGCCAGUAUAAUUAUCUGUUUUUACAAUGAGCAUUAUACUACUUUGUUAAGAUCCCUGCAUUCUAUACUUGAAAGAACACCGAUGGCACUCCUGCAUGAAAUUAUCUUGGUGAAUGAUUAUAGCAAUAGUGUUGUGUUGCAUGAAAAAAUAAACAUGUAUAUUAGAAACAAUUUUGAUUAUCGAGUACGAUUAUUCAAGACUGAAAAGAGAGAAGGUUUGAUCAGAGCGCGAGUGUUUGGCGCUAGAAGAGCAACUGGCAAAAUCCUGAUUUUUCUAGAUAGUCACAUAGAAGUAAAUGAAAUGUGGAUAGAGCCGCUUCUUUCAAGGAUUGCUUAUUCAAGAAACAUUGUACCGAUGCCAGUGAUCGAUAUUAUAAACGCAGAUACGUUUCAAUAUACCGGGAGUCCACUGGUGAGAGGUGGCUUUAAUUGGGGUCUUCAUUUUAAGUGGGACAAUUUGCCAAUUGGAACAUUAAAAGAUGACGACGAUUUUGUAAAGCCCAUCAAAUCGCCAACAAUGGCCGGAGGGUUGUUUGCUAUUGAUAGAGAAUAUUUUACAAAAAUCGGAGAAUAUGACAUCGGUAUGGACGUUUGGGGCGGAGAGAAUCUUGAGAUAUCAUUUCGAAUAUGGAUGUGUGGAGGCAGUAUCGAGCUUAUUCCCUGUUCACGAGUGGGUCACGUGUUUAGAAGACGACGGCCGUAUGGUUCGGACGAUCCGCAAGACUCGAUGUUAAAGAAUUCCUUGCGAGUUGCACACGUAUGGAUGGAUGAAUAUAAAGAUUAUUUUCUGAAAAAUACUAAAACAAUUGAUUACGGCGAUAUCUCGGAACGAUUAGCGUUGCGUCAGAAAUUAAAGUGCAAAACAUUCGGAUGGUACUUGAAAGUAGUUUAUCCUGAAUUAACACUACCAGAUGAUACAGAAAAACGACUGAAGGAUAAAUGGGCCAGACUUGAUCAAAGACCGAUGCAACCUUGGCAUUCGAGAAAGAGGAAUUAUACCGAUCAGUAUCAAAUUAGACUUUCAAAUACCGCGCUUUGCAUCCAGAGUGAAAAGGAUAUCAAAACUAAAGGUUCGAGACUUAUUUUGAUGCCGUGUUUACGAGUUAAAUCACAGAUGUGGUAUGAGACCGAUAAAAAUGAACUGGUACUUGGCCAGAUGCUUUGCAUGGAGGGAUCUGAGAAAAUCCCAAAACUCGGAAAGUGUCACGAAAUGGGAGGGAGUCAAGAUUGGCGUCUUAAGCAUAUUAAUGGUACACCUAUCUACAAUAUGGCAACGGGAACUUGCUUAGGAGCAAUACGCGACGUAAGAAAUACUCCGCUUGUCAUGGAUUUAUGCACGAGAUCAAAUGCUUCAUUGAUAACGUGGGAUCUUGUCCGGUCAAAGGUUUCGUCUAAGGUAGUCAGAUGACGCAGAAAGAAAAGUCGUAAAAAUAGGAAAAAAAAAUUUGAAGACUGGCUUGGAAGAAAAUGGUAGAUCUGAUAAAUUGUACUUGACAAAUAAUUUUAACUACAAGUAGACUUUAUAUAUGUCGAAUUUUUAAGUAAUAUUACUCAAUACAAGAAGAAACUAAUUAAGUGGAGUUUUAAAACAGUUGAAAGUAUCAUAAUUGUAUAGAAAAAGUUCUUAUAAAAAACAAUUUGUUGAAUGUGUAUAUACAUUUUAAAAUUUUUUGUAUCUUUUUUACUUGUAUAAUAAUUGUAUGUUUCCUACUUAUAUUUGAUAAAGAUUCUAUAUGUUUAAAUUAUAAAAAUAUUCUCAGUACUAUACUUUUGCAUAAUAUUAUAAGAAACUUAUUGACAAAUGUGCAGAGAUUAUAAUAAACAUAUUAUUUAUAAAAUGUAUUUGUAUAUAAGUUUUGCAUUAAAAAUGAAAAUUAAUUGAU